Pseudoliparis swirei is the source of this 3492-nucleotide messenger RNA. RefSeq names its product H(+)/Cl(-) exchange transporter 5-like. Gene Ontology annotation, cellular component: Golgi apparatus; synaptic vesicle; membrane. NCBI's taxonomy places the organism in Eukaryota, Metazoa, Chordata, Actinopteri, Perciformes, Liparidae. The record is from RefSeq and is a predicted model, not a curated record. Bases 550 to 2994 code for a protein of 814 amino acids. Gene Ontology annotation, molecular function: voltage-gated chloride channel activity. Gene Ontology annotation, biological process: transmembrane transport; chloride transport. The transcript has 17 exons.
CAGAUCACACUUGACGCGCUCCGUUCUAAGUGGCAGAAAGCAACACGUAACUAACGCCAGGUAACCGCACACCGCCUCGGUACUGUCUGGCAUGAGGAUAAGAGUCCGCUAUGGCCGCCGACAGCUCCCCCUCGGGCGUUUAAACAGACGUUUAUAGCGGGAGAGGAGGAUGACGCAGGGGGUUUUUUUCCCACGGAGGAGCGUCACGUUUACGUGUUGACUUAAAGGAGAAGAAUAUCGCGAGUCACAAGACGUCUCCGCUCGGUUGCGUUCCCUCCUCCGCAGUGCGCGCGCACCCGCGCGGCGGCAACAGCAACGGCAACAGCAACGGCAACGGCCCAGUCGGCUCAACGGCUGUUUCGGAGGAUAACGGUCCAACGUUAAGCUCAUCAGCUUCUUUACGCUCGUCCUGUUGUGUGUGUGUGUGUGUGUGUGUGUGUGUGUGUGUGUGUGUGUGUGUGUGUGUGUGUGCUCGUGCCUGUGUGUCAAAACAUCCCAGCCAACGGACUCUGUCCUCUUGUGUUGACGCAAACAAACAAACAAGACGGGAUGGACACUUCCGGUUUCCGCACCGGAAGCCGCGACAGCCUCCACCACCCGAGUGACGUCGACGAUGACGACGAGAUGGUGGACAUCGCGGGCGCCACGCUGGACUUCUCCACGGACGACGACCCCCCCCUCGGCGCAGGUGAGUACGAGCAGCGCGGCGGCGGGGGGGCCGGCGGUCUGAACGGCCCCGGCGACCCCGUGGCCCCUCUGGAGGCCCCGCUGCCCGGCCUGGGCACCUACGAGGACUUCAACACCAUCGACUGGGUCCGCGAGAAGAGCAAGGACCGGGACCGGCACCGAGAGAUCACCAAGAGGAGCAAGCAGUCCACGGCGGCCCUGCUGCACAGCAUCAUGGACGCCUUCUCCGGCUGGCUGCUCAUGCUGCUGGUGGGCCUCAUGUCAGGCGCUCUGGCCGGUGGCAUCGACAUCGCGGCCCACUGGCUGACGGACAUGAAGGAGGGCCUCUGCCUGACGGGCUUCUGGUUCAACCACGAGCAUUGCUGCUGGACCUCCAACGAGACCACCUUCAAGGAGCGGGACCGCUGCCCCCAGUGGCAGAGCUGGGCGGAGCUCAUCACGGGCACCUCGGAGGGCGCGUUCGCCUACAUCGUGAACUACCUGAUGUACAUCCUCUGGGCUCUGCUCUUCGCCCUGCUGGCCGUGGCGCUGGUCAGAGCCUUCGCCCCGUACGCAUGCGGAUCGGGAAUACCCGAGAUCAAAACCAUCCUGAGCGGGUUCAUCAUCCGCGGGUACCUGGGCAAGUGGACCCUGAUCAUCAAGACCAUCACGCUGGUGCUGGCCGUGUCCUCGGGCCUCAGCCUGGGGAAGGAGGGCCCGCUGGUCCACGUGGCCUGCUGCUGCGCCAACAUCCUGUGCCACCUGUUCACCAAGUACCGCAAGAACGAGGCCAAGCGGCGAGAGGUGUUGUCGGCGGCGGCGGCGGUGGGCGUGUCCGUGGCGUUCGGCGCUCCCAUUGGAGGAGUCCUGUUCAGCCUGGAGGAGGUGAGCUACUACUUCCCCCUGAAGACGCUGUGGCGCUCGUUCUUCGCCGCCCUGGUGGCGGCGUUCACGCUGCGCUCCAUCAACCCGUUCGGGAACAGCCGCCUGGUGCUGUUCUAUGUGGAGUUCCACGCCCCGUGGCACCUGGUGGAGCUGGCGCCCUUCAUCCUGCUCGGCAUCUUCGGCGGCCUGUGGGGGGCGCUGUUCAUCAGGGCCAACAUCGCCUGGUGCCGCCGGCGUAAGUCCACCCAUCUGGGCCACUACCCGGUGAUGGAGGUUCUGGUGGUGACAGCGCUCACCGCCGUGCUCGCGUUCCCCAACAGCUACACGAGGAUGAGCGGCGCCGAGCUCAUCGCCGAGCUGUUCAACGACUGCUCGCUGCUCGACUCCUCGCAGCUCUGCGGCUACAAGCAGAUCAACGCAUCAGAACCGGUGGGUACCAGUUUGGCGGACCGGCCCGCGGGCGUCGGCCUCUACACGGCUCUGUGGCAGCUCGCCCUGGCGCUCGUCUUCAAGAUGAUGAUCACCGUGAUCACGUUCGGCAUGAAGGUUCCCUCCGGCCUCUUCAUCCCCAGCUUGGCGGUCGGCGCCAUCGCCGGCCGGCUGCUGGGCGUCGGCAUGGAGCAGCUGGCCUACUACAACCACGACUCCUUCAUCUUCAGAGGGUGGUGCUCGCCGGGGGCCGACUGUAUCACGCCGGGGCUCUACGCCAUGGUGGGCGCCGCCGCCUGUUUGGGUGGCGUGACCCGCAUGACGGUGUCGCUGGUGGUCAUCAUGUUCGAGCUGACCGGCGGCCUGGAGUACAUCGUCCCCCUCAUGGCGGCCACCAUGACCAGCAAAUGGGUGGCAGAUGCGUUGGGGAGAGAGGGGAUCUACGAGGCCCACAUCCGGCUCAACGGGUACCCGUUCCUGGAGCCCAAAGAGGAGUUCGGCCACAGCAGCCUGGCGGUGGACGUGAUGCGGCCCCGCCGGUCGGACCCGGCGCUCGCCGUGCUCACGCAGGAGGGCAUGACGGUCGGGGAGGUGGAGGCGUUGGUGGAGAGCACUCGCUACAGCGGCUUCCCCGUGGUCGUGUCCCCGGAGUCCCAGAGGCUGGUGGGCUUCGUGCUCCGGAGAGACCUGCUCAUCUCCAUCGACAAUGCCCGUAAGCACCAGGAGGGCGUGGUCAGCGCGUCCCAGGUGUUCUUCACGGAGCACGCCCCCCCGGCCCAGCCCGACGACGCCCCGCCCCCCCUGCGCCUGCGCAGCAUCGUGGACCUGAGCCCCUUCACGGUCACCGACCACACGCCCAUGGACAUCACCGUGGACAUCUUCAGGAAGAUGGGGCUCCGGCAGUGCCUGGUCACGCACAACGGGAGGCUUCUGGGCAUCAUCACUAAAAAGGACAUCCUGAAGCACAUGGCGCAGAUCGCCAACAGGGACACCGACUCCAUCCUCUUCAACUGAACCCUCUUCAUCGUCCGUCCGUCUCUCCUCCAGGAGAAGAGGGGGGGGAGAGAGAGAGAGAGAGAGAGAGACACCAGCUUGCACACUCGAAGAAAAAAUAAAAAGCACCUUUGACCUCUUUAUUAAAAGGCCGUGAGAGAAAGUAAGUCGAGCUCCGUCUGCACAGCGACCACAACAUGGCAGCUUCCUUAGUUUCUGAAGAUGGAGGCCUUCUUUCUUUCUUUCUCGUGGCUCUUCCUCACCGACGAUGCUGGCCCCCCAUUCAUUGUUCAACCCAGAAGGAUUGUGUGUGUGUGUGUGUGUGUGUGUGUUCCUUCUCUUUGCAACACAAGAAGAAGAGAGAGGCGGUUAAAGGGGGAACAGUUAAUCCCUGUGUCGCUGACGGGAGGAGUGGAGGAGUGGAGGAUGAAGAUGAAGAGGGUUAGUGGAGCUCCGUGCCGGGGCCUGCCCAGGCAGAGCACUCUGAGCUGGGCUGAUGGAUGCUCGGACACCCCCCUC